This is a messenger RNA of Pseudophryne corroboree (corroboree frog), 9035 nucleotides long. It is a transcript of the gene TEX15, whose product is annotated as testis expressed 15, meiosis and synapsis associated. Bases 406 to 8232 code for a protein of 2608 amino acids. The record is from RefSeq and is a predicted model, not a curated record. Lineage: Eukaryota; Metazoa; Chordata; Amphibia; Anura; Myobatrachidae. Gene Ontology annotation, biological process: male meiotic nuclear division; regulation of double-strand break repair via homologous recombination; synaptonemal complex assembly. The transcript has 12 exons. Gene Ontology annotation, cellular component: nucleus.
AUUAAGUGUGACCGGUGCUCCUAUCCCGGGCGCGGGCGGAGCAGCCGCUCGUGUUCCCGGGGAUAUGUCACGCAGGUGACAGCAGCGGGUGGCGACCCCCCCAGGUGACACGACUGAACCCCCCCCGCAGCAGGCACCUGUUGCGGGAGUCACCAGCAGUGCGGCGCCGGUGCUGCUGCUGUGUGCAGCGGGAGGUUAGGCGUUGGCAGCACGUCUGUAUAGGUGGGAGCGGGGUCACCGAGCCGGGUCCCGUGACGCGGGCUAGAGAGAAAGACAACGGUCUGAGGUCCCGGUGACAGAGACACGGCGGCGGCAGUGCGACAUGCUUCAUCAGAUAUGAGUUAAUAUCCAGCCUGUGAUCUUGGCACAGUGAAGACGAUUUACAUAUUAUAUGUAGCAGAUAACAUGGACGAACAAGCAAAGGUUCCCUUUGGAUCGAAACAUGCAGAAAAUAAACCUCUGCAUAACUUUACCAUCCCUAAAAUAAAAAGAGAUACUGAAAAAGUUUGUUUUGUUCAUUGCACACCAAACCGAAGAGAAUUCAGUGACAUCAUGGAUACUGUCAAUAAGGAAAGACUAAAUAUGGGCUUUGAGUUGAAGUCAUCAUGGAAUUUUUCAGACCUGAAACUUGUCAUCAAUAAUGAUUUAGAGCAAAACUUUUUUGAAAAAAGAAUGGAAAUGAAAGAUCUUGGAAGGCAUGGAAGAGAGCUAGAGGAAAAGUUCUGCUUCCUGGUGGUACCAAACCAUGUUGCCACAGCUAUAUCUAAACAUGGUUUAUCUAUCGGAAAUAUUACUACAAAGGUGCUGGGCAAUCCAGAAAUGGGAGUUUAUUUGUUCCGACACAUUGAUGUUGCACUGAAUUUUGUUCAUCGGAGAAAUUCGGCUUCAAACGUAGUGGUCGUUUUUAAAGUGCUGUGUGGUAAAGUCAAGAAAAUUAACAGUAAUUCUGCAAUGAAAGUAGCCUUGGAUCCAACACCAAAUUUUGACAGUCAUGUAUCAAAGAAAGCACCACUAUGGAAUGAUCCUUUAGAUGAGCAGGUUACAAAUUCAUUGAUAUACGUAUAUGAAUAUGACAGCAACUUUAGGCCUGCAAAAACACCAAGACAUUGUCUUCCGAUUGCUUUAGUAGAUGCAACUUAUAUCGUCCAAAAACCUGCUACAUCUUCAGGACAAGUACGACUUCAACCCAAACUUUCAUCAGCACUGCGAUCCUUGAAAAUGAUGAGCUACAGCAGAAGACCUCAGCAAUUUCCACUUGUGUCCGUUAAGAAAAGGAAACCAAGUGUACAGUGGAAACAGGCUGACUCUGGAAAUGAUUCAUUUGCAAGCUGUACAGUGGCCCAAAGAAUCGGAAAAGGAAAAGAUGCCACUAUUAUUUAUAAAAGUGUUCGUACAAAGUUGCUGAAACCUGAGAAAGAGAUUUCUCAGAAAAAAUGUUCAGAAGAAAAAGUGCAGGCUCCUCUUGUACCAGAUAUAGAUAUAUGUUCUAAUAUCCCAGUGGCACCAACUGCGUUUCAGGAACAUGUUACUGUUCCAGAAAGAAGUACAUUCUUCCAACACAACCUUAUUACUUUAGAAAAUUUACUGAAUUCAUGUAUGGUGACUACAUCAAAAUCUAUGAAAGACCCAAGACUCUUAAAAAGAUGUGAACAGGAAGCACCAAUGCCAGCUGACCAGUACCUAACUGGUCAACAAACACAAAACCGGCCUCAUUGUGGAAACAAGGUUUCUAGUAUCAAAGAAAAGGAAGCCAGUAAUGAGAAUUUUUUAAGCUGUGAAAGUAUUAUCAAUGAAACAUCACUGUACUUAAGUUUUGAGGAAAGGCGUUUAUCUGGCAAUUUCAUGAAUAAAGAACAGUUGACGAAGAAAUUAAAGAAGUAUUCAUCAUUCUUGUCAUUAAAUAAAAAGGAGAGAGAAGCAAAAGUCCAAUCGUUACAAAGGUUAUCUAAUGAGGAAAAAGCAGUACUCUCUAGAAAGCUAUGCACAUAUGACAAAUACUACAAAAUGUAUGCAAAUAAAUUAGAAAUUGCAAAAGUAGGUGAGAAGGUUAAAACAGCUUUAUCUACUGAAAAAGGUCCACCAACUUGUUCCGAAGCAGCUGUGUCUGUUAGUAUGUCAGCAUGUACAACUAAAAGCAAAGAAAAUGGGCAUCUUCAAAACAAUUUGUUUGCAUCAGCGACUGAUAGUGGACAAGGUGAAGGCAGUCAGUACACACCUCAGGAUACUAACCAAAAACACAAAGUUCUUGCAAAGACAAAUAAUAAUGUGAAAGAAACUUGCACUGAUGAGUCUUCAGCUCACAAAAACCAUGCUGUGGAUAAAACUGCAGUAACUGGAAAACCAAAAGCUUUCAAGACUGACCAAAGCCCUGAGUCUUCAGCUCACAAAAACCAUGCUGUGGAUAAAACUGCAGUAACUGGAAAACCAAAAGCUUUCAAGACUGAUCAAAGCCCUGAGUCUUCAGCUCACAAAAACCAUGCUGUGGAUAAAACUGCAGUAACUGGAAAACCAAAAGCUUUCAAGACUGACCAAAGCCCUGAGUCUUCAGCUCACAAAAACCAUGCUGUGGAUAAAACUGCAGUAACUGGAAAACCAAAAGCUUUCAAGACUGACCAAAGCCCUGAGUCUUCAGCUCACAAAAACCAUGCUGUGGAUAAAACUGCAGUAACUGGAAAACCAAAAGCUUUCAAGACUGAUCAAAGCCCUGAGUCUUCAGCUCACAAAAACCAUGCUGUGGAUAAAACGGCAGUAACUGGAAAACCAAAAGCUUUCAAGACUGACCAAAGCCCUGAGUCUUCAGCUCACAAAAACCAUGCUGUGGAUAAAACUGCAGUAACUGGAAAACCAAAAGCUUUCAAGACUGACCAAAGCCCUGAGUCUUCAGCUCACAAAAACCAUGCUGUGGAUAAAACUGCAGUAACUGGAAAACCAAAAGCUUUCAAGACUGACCAAAGCCCUGUUACAAAUGUUAAUAGUAAAAGAGAAUCUCAUGACACUGAUAAAGGCAUUAUAUAUAAAGCUGAAGCAUACCCAAACAGUAAAAGGGGACCCAAUGAUCUAAAGAAGGCUCCAAAUAAAAUGGAAAAGGACUUUACAGCAGGAAUAAGAGCCUCAAGCGUUGAUUUGAAAGCAACCAGGAUUGCAGAUCCUCCAUUACAGAAUGGAAACGUAAAUUGUCAGAAAGGGGAAGAGAUAUGCAUAUUGAAGAAAUCACCUGAAAAGAAAAUACAAAAGCCGAGUUUGCACAAAGGCGAUACAGGCAAAGCUAUGGUAUUAAAGAAGACUCCUAAAACUUCAACAAAACAAGUAACUGUAAUUGAUACAAGUUCAACAAACGGUGAUAAAAGUGACACGAGUUCAACAAAAGGUGCUAAAAGUGAUAAAAGCUCAAAAGGUGAUACAAGUUUAACAAAAAGAUUGGAUACAAAAACUACAAAUGAAAAGCACAGCCUUGUUCUUCAUACAUCAUACGAAGUAGACAAUGGCACCACCAUUAAAGACAUAUGUAAAACAGAUAGUUCAUUAGUUGAUCUCCCCACACAAGUAAGUGUAUGUAAUACUUCUAGCGAUGCAGAUUUGGUUGCCAAAAACAUCUGUCUUCACAAUACAAUUCAGUCUCUGCAUUCAGUGGAAUUGAGAGGACAGAAAUCGACAUUGGCAAAUUAUACAUGUUUUGAUGGAGAUACAACAGCUGACGAUUUACGCUGUGUGAUUGAGUUAGAGAACCGAAUAGAUUGGAAAAGUAUUUUUGGAAUGGAAAUGGAUCAAGUAAAUGCAAUGAUAGCAGACUUACACAAUCCUCCAUUACAACGAGAAAAAGAACCCAGCGGCAUGAGGAUCUUUCCUGAUAUGGAAAUUACUGUUGUAAACUGUCAUUAUGUGUGUGUGGACAGUUGUGUCAGCAACUUAGUUGGAGACAUGCAUCCAUCCAUGGGAGCCAAAGAAGCCCUAAAUGAAACAUUUGAAUCUUUCAAAACAGUUUUUCUAAACUGUCAUGAGUCAGACAUUCAGGUUGCACCAGUUAGUGUACAUGAUUGCAAAACAUCCAUUGAACCAAACUCUGAACCAGUUUCUUCUUGUAUCAAAGUGGCUGAAAUGAUACCAUCCGAUGAUACAUUGGAGACAAAGACAGAUGGUAAAUUUGCUUCUGUGAAAACCUUACACACACUGAAUCAUCCCACAAUGAAGAGGAGACUAAACAACAAAAGGUUACCUUCAAUUCUUAUUAAGAAAUCUGUUCAAAGAAUUAACAAGUUCUCUCAAUCAGAAAAAAAUAUUAAGGUUGUUUUAGGUAUGUUAUCGGAUGAGAUUCCCUUAUGCAAGAGCAAGCGCAUAUCCAAAAAACUAAGCAGAGCUAUACUUCACUUAAGGAAAGCGCAUAAAAGGGUUCAGAAAUCUCUGCAGAUUGCGGCAAAGGCUGGAGAGAGACAGAAUGUGCCCAAAACCAGCAAUGUCCAGGAGAAUGAAAAUGCAAAAAAUCGGAAUGUUAAUAAUCUAAAACAAAGUAGUGAGAGAUCGGAAAUGAAGCAAGUUGAAAGUUCAAAAUGUGAUCGUAGAAGUAGCCAGAUGAUACCAACUACAAUUUCUAAAUCAAAUGUAAUUUCCUAUGAGGGUCAGCAACAAAAGUCUCUUGCAACAAAUAGACAAUGUCUGACAGACUCAACUGAUGUGAUUAAUGGAGUAUCUACAAAAGACUCACCACUAGCUAAAAAGGAUUCAACAUCAGCAAAACAGUUGGCAGCUUCUACCUUCAAAAGCAACAUUUGUUCCCCAGAAACAUAUGAAGAUCAUGAUAUUUCUAGUGUUACAAUAUCAAAUAAAGAAAAUGCAGUCCCGGUGAUUUCUUCUCCAAAAAUGCCAACUGAAAGCAAGGAAAUUUGUGUUGAAAGUUGUGAAACAGAUGAUAAAGAUAAGAAAUUACAUGAUGCUGUAACCAGGAGGAGAUAUCCAGUUUGCACCAAGAGGAUGUUCUCACAGCUCAGGAAACAAAGUUCUUCCCAUGCAAAGAAACUAGCAAAAUGUUCCAAAAGAACGUCAAACUCGAGUAGCGAAGGCAUUCAGUUUACAGGCCAAAGAAAAAGUAUCAAAGAAGGUGCCACAACAAAAAGUGUUAGAAUGCCAAGUUUACUGGUAAAACUAUCCUCUAUUUUGCUGAAAGCAAGCAAGACCUGUUCCUUAAAAUCUUUGCAAGUCUGCAAAUUAUUGUGCAAACAAAUGCUACCUGUCUUCAUUAAAUCCUUUGAGAAAAAGCAGCAGUGUGUUUUGAAAGAUGUGAUUGUAGACAGGAGAUUGUUGUUUGAGCAGAAUCUCAAAACACGUUUCAGGUGCGUGCUGAAGCCACAAGCUGUAGAGGCGUUCCUUGAGUUGCAGAUGAUGAUGGAAACCGAUCACUUUAUUGAGAAUCGGAUGCACUAUAUGGAAGGAAUGCCCACAUUUCGUAGUCUUCUUUGGUAUGAUAGAUCUCUCUAUACUGAAUUACUUAAAGGCGAGUCUGGCUAUCAACAACAGUCACAUUUCUAUACUGCAUUUCAAAAUAAACUGAAGCUUGAUGCGUCAGCUACACUAGAGAAAUAUUUUGCUCAACUGUCUGAGUUCCUGAAUGCAAUACAUGCACAGAAUAGUUGUUAUUAUGUCUACUUGAAGUACAAUAGAGAACUAAAAGAAUGUGAAGAUGUCCUAAAGCACGGCUGUGACCAUUCAGAGUUUUCACUCUCUGUUCCUUUCAGCUGUGGAGUACAUCUUGGAGAUACAGUAGACGAUCUGGCAGCUUUGCAAAAAAGCACUUUAGAGAUUAUAACUACCUUCCUUAAUCUUCCCAAGUGUGAUUCAGGAAAGAAAGAACACGCAUUAUGCCUUUUAGAAAUCAUUUCAGCAAAAAUUGAUUUCAUCAAGACCUCUGUGACUACGUGUUUGCAAGUGUCACUGUUUGGCAUUGAGCAUUUACUCUUUGAUGCAGCAAAAAUGAUGUUUUUCAGAGAAAGAACAAAAUACAGUGGCCAAAGAAAGUUAACUGUAGCAAAGGAAUCUACAGCUCAGAAAAACAGCUUUGCUUUAUCGAAGUUGCAUGAAGUGUAUUGUAUCCCCAAUGAGAAAACCACAUUUACUGAAAAGCAAGAGGACUUGUGGGAUGGGAGUGCAGAUUCAAAUGGGAGCCUUGGGAUUUCCCAAUCGCAAGAUGUGUUCUUUGUCGGCAAAAUCAUAGACCAAGCUCGGAGUGCUAAUCCUAGGCUGUUAAAACAGAUGACCCAGGACUGCAAACAGCAGCUGGAGUUCCAAAUAAAAUGCUUUCAGCUCUUACAGGAGUGUGAUGUCAGUGAAGUUCUAAUCAGAGAAAGUAAUAUAUUAGAGAUCACUGAAAAACAGUACCUACUCCCUACACUUUUAAAAACUGAGGCUAUUGAAGCAUACAUUGAAUUAGUGAUGGCAUAUGAAACAUUGCACUUUCUUAAUUGCAUAAUGUCCUCACAGAAGUGCCAAAAAAGAUCUAGGGGAUUGCUAUGGUAUGAUACCUCUCUACUCUCUGAUCUACUUCAUAACCAAAGGCUGGUGUCCUUUUUGCAGGAAGACGUGACACCUAAUGUCAUAGAUAUUAUAGAUAGCACAAUAUCAGAAAUAAAGUCAGAGUUGGACGUAAUCUGUGACUGCACAAAUUCUGUUAAUUUCUCGUAUGCUUUCCAGAUAAUGACUAGAGAACUUUCAGAACUGUCAGAACUCAAAAACUUUGUGCUGAAGUCUAAGUCUAGAGUUAGCACAUACAUCCACUUUUCUCCCUACAGCGCCACUUUACACUUUGGAAACUCGUCAGCAGAGCUGGACUACAACUACAAACAGCUUUCCGAUUAUCUUGACAUCUUAAUAUCCACGCCAAAGAAAGAUUUAGGGAAAAUGGCUCAUACAAUAAAAAUAAUGAAAACUAUCGAGUUAACAAAAGUAUUUGUUUUAAAGGCAGACCAAUCUGCAAUUGAUUUAUUUACAUGCCAGAUUCUGCAAAACAGGAAGAAACAUGACCAAGACAAAGCAAAGAAAAUGCAACAGAAAGGCCUAGUAAAUGAUCAGUCUCCAAGGAAAAGGAUCUGCACAGGAACCUCUGCAGAGAGUACAACUUCCUUCACGCCAAAAAAGCAAAAGGUCAUAAAAAGUUCUGGAAAGCCUCACGAAAAAAAGAGAGAUGAAACCAGAGUGAAAAGUAAUUUAAGAGCAAAAUUACCAACUGGAUUUAGUACUACUGUUCUCCAAAGAACCGACCAGAGUCCUGUAAAAAAGAGUCAUACGAAAGAUUCAACACAGAAGGAAAGAAAAAAACUUGUCUUUUCAAGUCAAAAAAGUAAAAGGCAAGAAUACGUUAAAGAUAUAGUAACUGCUUCAAAAAUCAGCAAAAGAAGCGAGAAUGACUCCAAAUCAAACGCAUCAUCACCCCAAGGCUUCAUUAAUAGAUCAGAGUCUUCCUCUUCUUUAGCUAAAUCACCAGAAGCCUCAGUUUCUCCAGAUACGCAUUCUAAAGACCAGGUUGUGGCAGAUAGUACUCAUAUUGUCAGUACUUGCGAUGAAUCCAUCAUUUCCACUGUACCAGAUCUUGAAAAUAUCAGUGAACCUCCUGAUGCCCAUGCUAACAAAUUAAAGGAAGAAUCCUUGAGGAAUAAAGACACAAUUCCAACUCAGCCUUCAAGCAAUGACAGUGUGACUAGUAUGGAUGAAUGUUCCAUAGACAUGAACACAUCAGAGGAACCGAAGUACCACGACCAAGGAAAUCCUAUUACUGAAGUUGAAGAAGGAAAACAAGGAAGUAAUUCUCAGACUGAGCAGGUGCCACAUAAACCUCCAGAGUGGAACAGCCAGCCAAUGCCACCGAUGAGCAGUCCAUUCCCCCAGUAUCCAGGGUCUGCCAAUCCUUGGCAGUAUUCAUUAUAUUUAUGGUAUCAGAAUACCAGUAAUGCUAGUUUGAUGGCUCAGGGGUUUCAAGGAGUGUCCUACAAUACACAGCAGGCCAAUCCUUAUAACCAGGCAUCUGCAUUUCCUCCUGUACUACAGAAUUCUUAUGCUACAAGCCAGCAGUAUGCCAACUACCCCAGCCAGAUGCCGACGCAGAUGUAUCCACCCUCUGGUCCUUUUGGAGCCGCUAUGUCAUACAGUUACACUGAUCAGUCCUCUGCUUCAAAACAGAAUUCAGUGCCAAAUUCAUACGCUUACAGUUCCGGAGUGAGUUCAGGGUGGCCAUGGCAUUCUUGGCAGUAAUAUGCUGCAGAAGUUAUACAAGAAACUGUCAAGUACAGUAAUGCCACUCAUCUAUAGUGUGUGUAGUCUUGUCUAUGCCAAGUACAUUAGAAGCUUCAGGAGCAUCAAUGUUUUUUAACUCCCUUCAAAAUAUUGUUACUGUUAUCUAAGUAUUUAGUAUUUUUUAUAAGUAUUUUUGUAUGUGUUUGCAUUAUAAUAACUAAAGUUGGAAUAUCACUCCAGUAUUUCUUUUUUUAAAGCAAGAUAUAUUUUUAUAUAUUUUGUCAUUUUUUUAUACAAGAGAUUUUCUCAGGGCACUUCAAGGGACAUAUGUCUUUAUUACUUCCUGUUUUACAAAUGUGUUAUUUGUAGCGUCUCAUUUUGAUGUUUUUGUAUUUAUUAGAAUAAAAUGUAAACUUGUUGGUAUGAUGAUUUGGAAAUUGUCACUCUUUUGUGCUGCUUUGCUUGAGCACUGUUUUUGGAAAAUGUCCUUCCUUUGCAUUCCAAGGGGAAACACCUGGAGGAAUAGUGACCGUUCAUGCUAAUACAUGGAACUGAAAGAAGCAGGUGUAAAAGCAGAAGAGCACUGUGUAUCAAUGACCCCCAUGUGAUUGGCAGCUAGGGAUCAGCACAGGAGUUACCACAGGAGAAUUAUAAGAGUGCAAACGAAGCAGCCAUAUUUCUGCAAAUAAAAAUGGAAUGUAAUUAGUACAUCAUUUGUAAUAUUUUAAGGUUAUAAAUACUAGGUGAACUUAACUUGUGCUAUACAUGAUUUACCUGUGUUGUUGGUAGUGUGAGCAUUAUUAAAACAUUUUGACAUCUCA